Molecule: messenger RNA, 189 nt
Organism: Laccaria bicolor S238N-H82
Lineage: Eukaryota; Fungi; Basidiomycota; Agaricomycetes; Agaricales; Hydnangiaceae
Exons: 1
Coding region: 1-189 (62 amino acids)
Source: RefSeq, a predicted model, not a curated record
AUGUGGUCGAUUCGGGACAAGGAUGCGCCUGUGGUUGCGGAUGAAGUCUACCGUCAUCUGUUAUCAGUUGAACAACCGGACUCCACCCAAGCUGCUAGAGCGCUUCACCAUGCAGUGGCACGUCUACGUAGGGAAUCCCCGGAAAUAUCCUUUUUAUCCUGGGUUCCAUUCAUUCAUAUUGGCCGUUAA